Molecule: messenger RNA, 1523 nt
Organism: Lingula anatina
Lineage: Eukaryota; Metazoa; Brachiopoda; Lingulata; Lingulida; Lingulidae
Product: phenylalanine-4-hydroxylase
Biological process (GO): aromatic amino acid metabolic process
Cellular component (GO): axon; perikaryon; cytoplasm
Molecular function (GO): iron ion binding; tyrosine 3-monooxygenase activity
Source: RefSeq, a predicted model, not a curated record
AAAGAAACACCAUGUCGAUAUCAGUGGACCCAGAAACUGCAAAGAGGCGCCUGGCGUUUCAGAAGAGUUACAGCAUCGAGCACGGAGGCUCCUGGCGCCGUAAGAGCCUGAUUGAUGAUGCCAAAUUUGAGACCAUCACAAACGCAGAGUUUGAGAAACAAGAGCAAAAACUAACCCUGAAUGGCUCCAUAUCAGAAGACGAUGUUUUCAUACCAAAUGGUGACGCCCAUAAUAUUCUUCAUGACGACCUUGCUCCCAGGAGCAGCUCCGUUAUGCUUUCCUUAAAAGAAGAAAUGACUGCUCUACCGAAAAUUUUGAAGACAUUUGAGAAUUUCAAAGUCAAUAUCCGGCACAUAGAAUCACGGAAUUCUCGUAAGAUAGAAGCCCAGUUUGAAAUAUUUUUGCAAUGCGAUUCUACGAGAGAAGCCAUAACAUCUCUAAUGAAGGCAUUAAGGCAGAACUCUGCUAUCUGUGAAGCCACUGUCUCCGGGGACACUAAGAAAGAAAGCGUAGCAUGGGUCCCGAUGCACAUAUCAGACCUUGAUUACUGCAACCAUCUCAUUACGAAGUUUGAACCAGAGCUUGACUCAGAUCAUCCUGGUUACACAGAUAAAGAGUACAGAAAAAGGAGAGAGGAAAUCGCAAACAUCGCUUUCGAAUAUCGACAUGGAGAUCCAAUCCCACGCAUUAAAUACACGGAAACGGAAAUUCAAACAUGGGGCACAGUUUACCGGAAGCUAGUGAGCCUGUUUAAUACGCAUGCCUGCAAGGAACACAUAGAGGUGUUUCGUAAUUUGGAGAAAGAAGGAGGGUUUAGCUCAAACAGCAUUCCGCAAUUGGAGGAUGUGUCGCAAUUCUUAAAAAGAAAAUCUGGAUUUCAAUUGCGUCCCGUGGCCGGCCUGUUGUCCGCCCGUGACUUCCUGGCCAGCCUGGCGUUCCGUGUGUUCCAGUGUACACAGUACAUCCGGCACGGGUCUGCCCCCAUGCAUUCUCCGGAGCCAGACUGUAUUCAUGAGCUUCUGGGGCAUGUUCCACUUCUGGCCAACCCCUCGUUCGCACAGUUCUCGCAGGAGAUCGGCUUAGCCUCACUUGGCACAUCCGAUGAGGAUAUUGAAAAAUUUGCUACGUUGUACUGGUUUACUGUUGAGUUUGGUCUGUGUAGAGAGGACGGUCAAAUCAAGGCCUAUGGUGCUGGUCUUCUCUCCUCCUUUGGAGAACUCAUGCACGCUCUGUCGGACAAGCCAGAGCAAAGGGCCUUCGACCCCCAGACGGCGGCCGUUCAGGAGUACCAGGACGUGGAAUACCAACCCAUUUACUACGUGGCAGAGUCUUUUGAUGACAUGAAAGAAAAAGUCAGGCGUUAUGCAUCUAAGAUUCGGAGAAGAUGUGAAUUGCGCUAUGACCCGUACACCCAAGGUAUACAGUGUCUGGACUCCAAGGGGGCUGUCACAGACCUCACCAUGUUCAUCAAAGCUGAGCUCAAUCAUCUCAAUAAUGCCCUGGAGAAGAUGGGCUCUGUGUAG